AAAACUUCACAGAGCUCUCGCCGUCAUCUUCAUCUUUCGCCCGUCCCCCGACUCCUUGCCCGCCCUCUCUCCCGCCCUCCAAAGCCAUCAUGCAGGCUUCUAUCGUCCGUAGGGCCGCGACACGGUCCCUGGUCCAGAGCAGGCUCGUCCAGAGACCUGGUCAGCUCCAUGCCCUCAACAAAAGGCUUCUCUCGUCCACCCCAGUCGCACGCAACGACCCAGCCACGCCACCACCGUCUGCCCCCCUUCCCCCGCCGCUCCCUCGCGUCUCCAGAUGGCGCAAGUUCCUCCAGACCCUCGGCCGCGUUACCCUCGUCACUAUCAUCACCUCCGGCGGUGUCUUCUACUACGCCACGCAGUCGGAUAAGCAUCCUGGCCCUCAACUGCCCUAUGAUCCCUCGAAGAAGACCGUCGUUGUGCUCGGAACUGGCUGGGGUUCUGCGAGUUUCUUGAAGAGCUUGGAUACCACGGAUUACAAUGUUGUCGUCAUCAGCCCCCGCAACUUCUUCCUCUUCACCCCCCUCCUCCCCUCCGUCGCCGUCGGCACCAUCUCCCCCAAAUCCAUCCUCCAACCCAUCCGCUACAUCACCCGGCACAAAGAACGCUCCGUCACCGUCAUCGAAGCCGAAGCGCACUCCGUCGACCCCAUCGCAAAGACCGUCACCUUCUCCGAUGACUCCGAAAUCCAAGGCGCGGUCUCCUCCACCACGAUCCCGUACGAUUACCUCAUCUACGGCGUCGGCGCCGAAACGCAGACGUUUGGCAUACCCGGCGUGCAGCAGCAUGCGUGUUUCAUGAAGGAGAUACAGGAUGGGGAACGUAUGAAGAGGAGGUUCUUGGAUUGUGUGGAGAGUGCGGGCUUUCCCGGACAGAGCGACGAGGAGAUCGAUAGGCUGUUGCAUUUUGUGGUCGUUGGCGGCGGUCCGACGGGCGUGGAAGUUAGUGGAGAACUUCAUGAUUUCUUGGAACAGGAUCUGAAAUCCUGGUACCCCGAACUCUCCUCUCGCAUCCGCAUCACCCUCGUCGAGGCCCUACCCUCCGUGCUUCCCAUGUUCUCCAAGCGCCUGAUCGAUUAUACAGAGUCGACGUUCAAGGAGAGUAAGAUCGAUAUAUUGACGAAGACGAUGGUGAAGGAGAUUAAGGAGAAGAGUGUUGUGCUGCAGAUGCCGGAUAAGACGAUACAGGAGGUGCCGGUUGGGAUGGUGGUUUGGGCGGGAGGGAAUAAGCCGAGGGUGGUGACGAAUGAUUUGAUUAAGAGGAUUAAUUCGGUCGUUGCGGAAUCGCAGACGAAUAGGAGGGGGAUCGCUAUUGAUGAUCACCUCCGCAUGGUAGGAACCGACGGCACCGUCUUCGCCCUCGGCGACUGUACCGCAUCCUCUUACGCCCCUACCGCGCAAGUCGCAUCCCAACAAGGCGCGUACCUCGGUCGUCUAUUCUCCCAGCUUGCGAAGCGUGAUGCUUUAGCGGCUGCUGCUGCGAGUGCGGUGGACGAGAAGGAGGUAGAGGGAUUGAAGAAGCAGUUGGAGCGCACGGAGAAGUUGAGGCCGUUCCAUUAUAGUCAUCAGGGGAGUUUGGCGUAUAUUGGGAAUGAGAAGGCGAUUGCGGAUUUGGUUUUCUUUAAUCAGAAGUGGGCGUCCGGAGGCGUGGCGACGUUCCUUUUCUGGCGGAGCGCGUAUUUGAGCACGUUGUUCUCGAUGAGGAAUAGGGUGCUUGUGGCGUCGGAUUGGUUGAAGGUUAAGCUGUUUGGACGUGAUCUCGCUCGCGAGUAAAUUCACUCGUGGAAGUAAAGUACUUAGCAUUAUUUCUUUUUGCAUAUACGUCCUGUUCUCUCCAAGCGCAACCUGUCCGCUCGUUCAUUUUUACUUCAUUGUUCGACCGCUUUACUUUCCAAGCGAUACGAGCUAGACGUACCGCAUUCAUAUGCAUAUCCUACCGUCAAACUGAUCCAUCCUCAGCCUCAGUUGAUGUCCUUUUAUCCGACUAUCUCGGACGGACAUACCGAUAGACUUUUGUUUCUUUGCCGUUCGUUCGGCGUGCAUCAUUUUUCCCUUUCCCGUUCAGCGUGCAUACAGAAUCCAGAUACAGGCCCCGGCUUCGGUUUACCCUACGCCACACUUAUACAUCCGCAUACAUACCUAUAGACGUGUUCCGUGUUCCGUGUUCCUUUCGGUCGAUUCGUUUGGUCUUGACCCUGGCCCGCCCGUUGUUCAUUGACCAUUCUGGACACCAUUAUCGUAGUAUUAGUAUGUUACUUAUUUGUGCGAGGCUAUAUAGACGGUUCUUCUGUUCC
Stereum hirsutum FP-91666 SS1 is the source of this 2290-nucleotide messenger RNA. RefSeq names its product FAD/NAD-P-binding domain-containing protein. Gene Ontology annotation, molecular function: NADH dehydrogenase activity. The record is from RefSeq and is a predicted model, not a curated record. The transcript has 7 exons. NCBI's taxonomy places the organism in Eukaryota, Fungi, Basidiomycota, Agaricomycetes, Russulales, Stereaceae. The coding region runs from base 90 to 1769 and encodes 559 amino acids.